Oppiella nova is the source of this 368-nucleotide messenger RNA. Lineage: Eukaryota; Metazoa; Arthropoda; Arachnida; Sarcoptiformes; Oppiidae. The record is from the annotation of a GenBank genome assembly.
CGAGACCACGAUCGGGGUCUCUACGCGCCCGGACAGCUCUGGCUCCAGCACAAGGACAUCGUAGGCCGCGCCAAAGGGUACGUGCCGUACGUUGGUUACGUCACUAUAGUUAUGAACGAUUACCCCAAACUUAAGUAUGCGGUGUUGGGCUGUUUGGGUCUAUUUGUUUUGGCGCACCGGGAGUGACACCCCUCCACCCCCUAGUGUCCACCGUUUGUGCCGAGUGUUCACCCAUUGGUUGCGAAGUCAACCAUUUGUCUCCACCCCUUGUGUUAAUUAAUUAGUAAUUUAUUGAUGAAAAAAAUUAAUUUAUUAUAAAAAAUGUUUCGCAAAUACAAGUGUUUAUAUGAAUAACCAUUUUUUGCCAC